This is a messenger RNA of Punica granatum (pomegranate), 2651 nucleotides long. The record is from RefSeq and is a predicted model, not a curated record. Lineage: Eukaryota; Viridiplantae; Streptophyta; Magnoliopsida; Myrtales; Lythraceae.
UCCAUUCAUCCCAUUGUGUGGCAUUGAAGCUCCCCUCUCUCCAUCCCUUCCUCCCUCCCUCCCUCCCUCUCUGAAUUCCCCUCCAUCUCACCGGAUCCAAGUGUGAACCCCGAAAACGCCAUUGCUUCUGAAGCCGAGAAAGACCCCCCAACUCUCUGUCUCUCUCCCUGUCUCUGUUUGUCAGUUUCUGUGCAAAGACCCUUCAUUUCAACUCCAUUUCUCUGAUUUACAGUUGAAGUAACCUCCUUUGGCAGCCCCCCGCUCCAGUAUUAAGGGAGGACUUUCAGUUCUCCUCGCCAUUGCUACUCAAUCCGGGGGCUUGUCUUCUAUACUGGGUAAGUGCCCUUUUCCACACUUCUUCAACGGCUUAGAUCUCUCCAGCACCAACCCGGAUCUGGGUCCUCUUCCUUCUGCUCCGUCCUGUCCUGCAAUUUAGUCUUACUUUGCUGGUUUCAUUCAGGAAUAGAGGAUUUGGUUGUUGAAGUGGAUCCAAGAUGUUCAAGUCUUCGCCUCGUAGAAGCCAGCGGUCGAAAGGUUUCAAGGUGAAGCAUGCUCUCCAAAUAUGUCUUCUGGUUGGUGUCUGCAUUUGGCUUCUUUACCAAGUGAGGCACUCUCAAAACAAGAAAGCAGCUUUUGAUGAAGGAGCCAAAGCUAGCAAUGAUGUUGUGAAGUUAGGACGAAAGGACCUCCAACCACUGGAGGAUGUUCCCGUCAUAGAUGUGAGACACAAGGAAGGCGAAGAAGAAGAAGAAAACAAGACCGAAGAAGAUGAGCAGAAGAAGUCUGAAGAUAGUGUGGAGACUCAAGAACAGGAUCAAGGCAAAUCUGAUGAAGAUCCUGAGAAUCAGGAUGACAGGACAGAGGCUGAGAAGGCGAGAGAGGAAAGCAUGGAUGACACGAAUGGAGAAAUCAAGGAGGAGGAACAUGAGAACCACGAGAUGCAGGAGAAGGUGAACAUGGAGAAUCAAGGAACCAAGGGUAAAGAGGAGGGAGAAGAAAGCAAUGAGAAUCAAGGAACUGAGGGUAAAGAGGGGGGAGAAGAAAGCCAUGAAAAGCAGGAGGAAGAGAGUAAGAUUCAAGAGGUGGGCUCAUCAGAGAGCCAAGUUGAUGAUGGGAAUGACAAAAGUAGUGACACUGCGAGAGAGGAAAACUACAAGGGUGACGAUGCUUCGAGUGCAGUAGAACACGAAUCAUCAUCCGAGAAUGUGCCCAGUGGGGAAGAUCAACAGGGUGGAUUGGAGACUUCUAUGGCAGAAGGGCAGUCAGAGCAGAAGGAGAAGAAUGAAGUUGAAGAGAAUAAACCUAAUGGCUCUGAAUCUGUUGAAAAUAAUCAGAGCAAGUCCGAGCCCAAUAAUAUUGAAGGAACAGGGAAUCCCGAGGAGAAACCGCAAACUACUAUUGCCGUGGAUACGAACCAGCCAGCUUCCGAAAGUAGUUCUGAUUCUAACUCUGAUGAUGGCCAGAAAUCUAGUGAAGAGCAGCAAGACAGCACCAUUCCUGUGGAAGUCAUUACCAAAGAUCUUGGGUCCGCACCUCAGAAUGGUACAGAUGUGUCAGUUGUGACUCUGAUGCAAAAUGGAGAAGGAAACAGUACAGCUUCUAAAGUUGAUGAAUCAACCACAACAGACGUUACAGAGGAUCAGUCCAAGAAAACUGACUCUGGGUCGACUGAAGAACAAUCAACUUCCGGUGAGACUACAUCCACGGCUGAUAAUGGAGAUGUGGCCAAGAGUGGAGAGUUCCAGGAUAGCUCAGGGAUCUUCGAGUCUGUUAAGUUGGAGACACGGACUCCUGAGGAAACUAAUGCAUCUAAGGAGGAGAUGCAGAAGGCCGUGGAUUCUUCUAAUCCAAACCAGGAAAAUAAGGUUCAAGGCGAAGUGCCCAACGAGAAUGCUGAUGGUAAAAAGGAAGAGAUCGAUUCUUCAGGCUCAUCUCCUCAGGAGAAGAAGGAGCAGUCCUCAGACACUGGAAAGAGUUCUGAGGCGGGUCAGAGUGAGAGCAAUAUGAAUGAUCAGAACAGCAACAAUGAAGAGAAUGCAAUAAAGAUGACCGAGCAAGUUGAUUCCUCGCGCUCAUUGAAUGAGCGGGAGAACUCUGAGCAGAACUCAUCGAUUGGUCAAGAUAACUCAGAUAAGAACUCAGAUUCCCAUGCUUCAGAUGGUGGUCAAGGUAAUGCUGAUCAGAAUUCCUCAACUUCCCAAGCUUCUGACAGUCAAGAGAACGAUCAGAAUUCCUCAACUUCCCAAGAGGACUCAAGCUCAGAUAAUAACAGCAACAAUGUAGGAGAGCAGCAACAGGCCAAUCAAGUGGACCAGUCGAUCCCUCAAGAAGUGAAGGAUGUUCGGACGGAUCUUGGGACCUUGCCUGAGUCUGGGAACGAAGGCACAAACAGUAAAGAUGCAGCUGCCGAGUAAAAAGUUUGCUCCUUAUAGUAGGUGCUUGAUGCCUUUUUAUUGUUCGCGUGAUCAAGCAAUGUGUUAACUUGUCCGCGUGCUAUGUCGGUGGGUGCAUUGUUCGGCUAGGGAUACGUUGUAACUAAACAAUGUUGAGGGGUUCGAGGUUGAGAUCUUUACAUGUGCCCAAGUGUAUGAGCUGUUCACACUUCACUAUAAAUGUUUUUCUUGCGGACAAAUGACUUUUUAGACAUCUUA